Molecule: messenger RNA, 2279 nt
Organism: Sinocyclocheilus rhinocerous
Lineage: Eukaryota; Metazoa; Chordata; Actinopteri; Cypriniformes; Cyprinidae
Product: transcriptional regulator Myc-2-like
Exons: 3
Coding region: 419-1510 (363 amino acids)
Biological process (GO): regulation of DNA-templated transcription
Molecular function (GO): protein dimerization activity; DNA-binding transcription factor activity
Source: RefSeq, a predicted model, not a curated record
GGUUCAUUGAGUGCAAGAGCGCUCCGCCGGGACACUAGGUCCGGCCUAUAUUCCCUUCAUUCCUCCGCGGCUAUUCAGUAGCUUUUCCGUGAAGGAUUUUAUUGCAUAUAAAGCUACAGACUAUAAUUAGGCAUAGUCACUAUGAGAGUUUUCAUUCAACAUUUGUCGAAUAGGUUUUGGCGCGAGUUUUCUGACGCGGAGGAAUUACGGCAGUACAUCGCCCUUUAAAAUUAAAUGGGCUUUAUCCGUCACCACACCCACUGCCAGCUUCUGUCCGCGUGGGCUCCGACAUGCAGCAAGGAGGAUCUGCGGUUUUUCACCGUUUUUAAAAAUAAUUUUAUAUACAGUUGUUUUAGAUUGACCGACGGUUUCCAUCGAUUUUAUUCGCCAUAGUGUUUGGAAAAAAGGUUUCGCGAAGAUGUUGCAGGUUUGUUCUCCAUCGCACGAUUGGUUCUGCGACUCCGAGCCGCUGCUGUUUGACGAUGAGUUUUGCCUGAGUCUCAUGAAGGACUUGCAGUCCAUCCCCACGCCACCUCAGUCCCCUCCGAUGAAAACCGGGCUCUCAAAGAGUUUAUCCACGGUGGAUCAGCUGGAGUUAGUAUCUGAACUUUUAAUAGACGACAGCGACUUUCUCCAACUGGACUGGAACUUUACCGGCAGCGCUUCAGCAGCGGAUUCGGAUCCGCUCUCGGAGGACUACCUGUGGCAAAGCGACAAACCGAUCGAGGAUAAACUCUCCGCGGUGCUCUCCACAAGCCCCUUGCUCUCCGAUAUUGACACUGAGAUUUUUGCCGAAAUCGCCGGCUCUACUCUGGAUUGCCACAAUGUGGCGCUCGCCUGUCAGGCUCUGGAGAGCGAGGACUUACCGCUGGACAGCCAGGAGCAGAUCGAGUCCACGUCUGAUUAUGGCUCACUGUCCACUGGAGGAGAAUCAUCUACAAGCGAUUCUGAGGAGGAGAUUGACGUUGUGACUGUCCAGCGGUCGAACACGCUGACGCGUUCGCAACACCAGCAGCAGUUGGAGGACAGUCGGCGUGAGCAGCAGCGUGCUCUGAAGCGCUGUCACUUAGAAAUCCAACAACAGCACAACUACGCCGCCCCACGGCCCGCCUCUCCUCCGCCCCCGCCCUCCCCCUGUUCCACGCCCCCUCUCAAACGCUCCCGAGGGUCCGGAGACUCCCACCGAAGCGCUCAGAAUACGGGACGCUCUCGCAGUCUGGCAGCGCGACAGGGGGCGGACACUGAGGAUGAGGAAGAGAGACGGAGGACUCACAAUGUGAUGGAGAGACAAAGGCGCAACGAGUUAAAGAACUGCUUCCUUAGGCUACGGGACAACGUCCCUGAACUGUCCAAUAACGACAAGGCGUCCAAGGUGGUGAUUUUAAAGCGGGCUAAAGAAAGCAUCAGAAAUCUGGAAAUGGAGAACCAGAGACUAAAGCAGAAGAGAGAGAAACUUCGAGAACGACAAGAACAGCUGAAAGCCAGACUGGAGCAGCUCAAGAGGUUGUGAGGGUCUGGGACUAAACAAUGCCAGUUUGGUCACUAGAUAAUGGUCUGGGACCCUGCUGGUUUGAGGACUGUGACACUUGUGACUGACUGUAAAGACUUUGACGUCUCUGAGGAGAUUCUGGAUCCCCCCACCACCCACCAUUAAGUUUCUUUUGGAAACACGCAUGGUCAAUGCAAGAAACGUUCUCAAUGUUGUGACUUUACAAUGUGCUAAAGUCAUUUAGUUCUUAAAUAUUAACAUGAAACGGUUUUGUAUACUGUAUGUUGGAUGAAUAAUCAGUUAAACGUAUAGUUAGCCUUAAAAGAAACACCCUAGAUGAUCCUCACACAUUCUACCUUUUUGUUCUUGGCAUAUACUUGUUAUAUUUUGGGCUGGAUCCAAAGGAUGUUAAAAAUAAGGGGUUGAAUGUAAUUUGAGAUGAUUCCGUUUUUAUAGACUAAAGUUUGCAUUUGUUGAUGUUCAGACUGGAAAGAUAAACUAUAUUGGAUUCAUGUUCAUGCAUAGCUCGUAUUGUUGAGGUCUGGAGUUAUGGAGCAUAUUCAUAUUUGAAUCGCACUAUUUUUUGACUCCACGUGUCUUUACUUUGUCAGUUAUUGUAUGUUCCCUCCCAUUUCUAUGUUUAUCUACCUCUACUAGGAAGAAGCCUGGCUAUUUUAUUGCCUUCAUAAUGGCAACUGUAUAGAUUUUUUUUUAUGUAAAUACCACCUGUUAAUUAUGUAUUAUAAAUUAUUUAGGCUUUUUCUUCUUGGUUCAUUUGCAGGUUUUUGAA